GGGAACAGACAGAGAUUUAUUCUCUUCCGUUGUCAAAGUUAAAGCAUGGCUCCAGUUUAUUGACAGCGAAGUGUUGACAAAUCGUGAGGCCAUUACAUACAACACAUUGGAUGUGUCAUUUCACUGCAUCAAUAACCUCCGAUGCAUGCAAACCGGCAGUCAUGCAGAAUUGCUUUAGUGGCGGAAUCAUCCGAACCAUCCGAUAAGCAUCUGCGGGGAACAUUUUGAUAACGACAACACAUCUGUGGCGCGGGGAGGAGGCAACAACUGCAUUCUUCAUCAAUCUCAUAUACCAAUAGAUACUCAGUUAAUAUUCUGUAUACCGUUUUCUAUGAUACCCAGUGUUCUCCAAGACAAUUGAAGCCUCAUUCACAGAUGCCUUACCCAAACGUCUUUCAUCUUCCAGGGGAAGAUAUCUCACCUUCCACAGACAUUAAACCAGCAGCCAUAUCCCAACCUCUGAUAAACAGUAUUCCGCCUGAUCUUCUUCCCCGGUUCGACCCCGUCUUCGCAAAAUAUCAUGCGCAUUACUCAGCGGGACGAUUGGCCACCCAUCAAAUUCCAAUCAAGGAGUUUAGAGCCAAUCCUCGCAAAUACAACAUCGUUUACGGGCGUGCUAUAGCACCUGACGUACAUUCUAUCACUGAUGUUCAAUGUCCAGUAACACCAUCUAGCGAUGGAAAGAACAGCAUCACAGUGAGGAUUUUCGAACCAGCUCCAACUAUUAACGAAGGAAAGCCAAGACCCGUGUAUAUCAAUUUCCACGGUGGGGGAUGGGUUUUCGGGGGCUUGGAAACGGAUAUGGAGUUUUGUAAGAGAUUGGUUGGGGAAUUGGGUUGUGUGGUCUUUGAUGUGGAUUAUAGGUUGGCGCCGGAAUAUCAAUGGCCCAUUCCGGUGGAUGAUUGUAUUGAGGCUUUUAAAUGGAUUGAAUCGGAUGAGAUGGUUCAGAAGCGAAAUUUGGAUAGGCAGAGGUUUGCGGUGGGAGGGAUAAGUGCGGGGGGUAUGUUGGCGGCGGUCGUGAGCCUUGUUUGUAGGGAUGAGGGAAUGCCGUUGAGUUUUCAGUUGUUGGGCGUGCCGGCUGUGGACUUGGAUGGAUAUGGGGCGAAUGGAAAGCUGACGGAGGAGGGAUGGAAUAGGUACCCUAGUUAUAGGGAGAUGGAAUUUACAGUGCCGUUGCCAGUGGCUAGAAUGGAAUAUUUUGCGGCACAAUUUCUGGGGGAAGAGAGGGAUCGGGAUACUUAUAAUAAUUGGAAAGUCUCCCCUAUGCUAGCGACUAACUUUGAGGGGUUGGCACCGGCUCUCAUUUUGACGGCGGAGAUGGACCCUUUGAGAGAUGAAGGUAAAGCUUAUGGGGAAAAGAUGAUCACUGCAGGUUCUCAUGCUGAAGUUAUUUGUAUGAAGGGAAUGCCUCAUACUUUCAUGAUGAUGGAUGAUAUUCUCGAGAAUGGCAAAAGGUACAAUCGUGAAGCAAUUCGAUCACUGGCUACUGCUUGGGGCAUCGCUGUUAAGUAAGGCUGGAUUGGAGUCACCAAGAUUCAUGGAUGCCGAGUUCGAAAGAACGGUUAAAUGAUUGCACUUCAUAAUGGCGUCUUUCUGUGGCUCGCCGUUUGCAGACAUUUGGACAUUGCGAAUAGACAGGGUUAGAUAGAGCAAUCACCACAUAGCACCUUUAUCGAAAGUGACGAUUAAGAAACUCGGGGUUUAGACAGCAUUUGCUCUUGUUAGAAAGGUUGUGAAUUGAUGUGUUA
Messenger RNA from Botrytis cinerea B05.10, 1748 nucleotides. It is a transcript of the gene Bmr5, whose product is annotated as Bmr5. Bases 376 to 1512 code for a protein of 378 amino acids. The transcript is spliced from 3 exons. The record is from RefSeq and is a predicted model, not a curated record. Gene Ontology annotation, molecular function: hydrolase activity. NCBI's taxonomy places the organism in Eukaryota, Fungi, Ascomycota, Leotiomycetes, Helotiales, Sclerotiniaceae.